Fusarium proliferatum ET1 is the source of this 867-nucleotide messenger RNA. RefSeq lists its product as uncharacterized. Lineage: Eukaryota; Fungi; Ascomycota; Sordariomycetes; Hypocreales; Nectriaceae. The transcript has a single exon. Bases 1 to 867 code for a protein of 288 amino acids. The record is from RefSeq and is a predicted model, not a curated record.
AUGCGAGUUCUGGCUCUUCAGCUGUUGGCAGUAUGCCAACUUGUCUGUGCAUCACCAUGCAAACCUUCUUCUUCGUCUGCUUCAGUCGCUUUAUCUGCGACUUCCAUUGAAGCCUCGUCUACUGCCGUUGUCUCAUCUUCAACCAUCGCUGAUGAAACCGAAACAUCAACCACGCCCUUCCCUGUUCUCUCAUCGUCAACUAUGACUGAUGAGAUUGAAACGGUUACCACUUUCUUCACUGAAUUGACGGCCGUGUCCGAGACUGAGACAGCUUCUGGCUCUACCACUGAUGUGACCUCUGAUUCGGCUAUUUCCACUAUCCUGAUCACCACUUCAAGUACUGAACCAACUACACUCGCGACAUCCACUGCGGAACCUACAACCACCACUACAGCUGCCGAAGAACCAACCAACGUCAUCACAAACCCCGGGUUCGACUCAGGUAGCACCGCCCCCUGGUACACACUCGGAGGCCGCGGCACCCUCUCCUUCACGGACGAAGAUACCCACUCCGGCGAAUUCUCUGGCCACUUCUAUACGGCUGAUUACAUCAGCCCUGUCGUCCUAGGCAUCGACCAUCCUGUUGACGCAUCCUUGAUCAAGGCUGACACUGAAUACCAUUAUUCCAUCUGGAUCAAGACAAGCACGGCUGUUAAUUGCCAGUCACGAAGGAUUACUUGUGGAGCCGGGGGCGGGUACAUUUCGGGCUCCGACUGGGCUGGGCCGUAUAAUGAAUGGACGGAGUUUACUAUGAGCUGUACUUGGAGUCAAAUGUUUCUGGACAUGGUGCCGAGUAUCCAGAUUCGGGCGGAGUGUCAGAAUUUGGAGUUUUAUGUUGAUGAUGCGGUUCUUAUCGAGGCGAACUAG